This is a messenger RNA of Anoplophora glabripennis (Asian longhorned beetle), 481 nucleotides long. RefSeq lists its product as uncharacterized. Bases 124 to 465 code for a protein of 113 amino acids. The transcript is spliced from 3 exons. Lineage: Eukaryota; Metazoa; Arthropoda; Insecta; Coleoptera; Cerambycidae. The record is from RefSeq and is a predicted model, not a curated record.
GGAGUUCGUUCAUUUUGUUCUCUCGUUUAGUCUCCGUAGUUGAUCAGCUGAUGAACGCUUUUAAAAAAAUAGGUUAAAAACAAAAUCCAAUACAAAAGUAUAGUAAAAAAUAGGAAUGUGAUCAUGAAUUUUUUAAAUGCAAACAGUUUUUUUGAUAUGUGUAUAUCUGAGGCUUGUUUUUCUCAAGGAAAUGUAGAAGAAACUUUAAAAAUGUUGUAUAAUUAUGGAUAUAGAACUAUUGCUAUUAAUUAUUUAGUAGAUGAUGGAAAUAUUGAACAUAAAAAAAAGAAAAAAAAAGGAGAUUCUCGAAGCACUUUUGAUCUGGUGCCUGUUCCUUACAUUACAGAAAAAGUUAAAGACUGGGUAUCUAAAUUAAAAUUGGAAAAUUUCGAGGUUUUAAAUAGAUUAACUAUAGCAUUUUCCAAUCAAGAAUUACUACAUAAAAUCGGAUUUCGGAAACGGUAAGAGAAGAUACAAGUAG